This is a messenger RNA of Magnolia sinica, 561 nucleotides long. RefSeq names its product photosynthetic NDH subunit of lumenal location 3, chloroplastic-like. Gene Ontology annotation, biological process: photosynthetic electron transport chain; photosynthesis. Lineage: Eukaryota; Viridiplantae; Streptophyta; Magnoliopsida; Magnoliales; Magnoliaceae. Gene Ontology annotation, molecular function: calcium ion binding. The record is from RefSeq and is a predicted model, not a curated record. Gene Ontology annotation, cellular component: chloroplast; extrinsic component of membrane; photosystem II. The transcript is spliced from 3 exons. The coding region runs from base 36 to 386 and encodes 116 amino acids.
GGUGUUUAUGUUGGAAAAUCAGAGAAUAUUCUUUUAUGGGAUUUGAGAAAAUGAUCGAUAUGGAGUCGAGGGGAAGUGCGUGUCGGAUUAAGAAAUGUGCGUUCGAUCUGCUGUCGAUUGGCGAUUUGAUCGACGACGAGGAUUCGUGGGAUUUGAUGGGAAGAGAUCUACGGCUGAAAUCAACGUUCCUGUAUUGUGAUUUCAACCAAGUGAUUUCUAAUGCUCCUGAUGAGCAAAAGAAGCCUCUCACAGACCUUGCCAACAGACUUUUUUACUACAUUGAAGAGUUGGAUCGUGCAGUGAAGAUUCGUAGCAUCUCGCUCACACAAAACCGUUACAACGACACGGCUGUCGUGUUGCAAGAAGUGAUGGCUUUCAUGCCUUGAUAGUUGUUGAUAUACUGGCGAAAAAAAAAUAAAAAUAGAGAGAGAAAUAAAAAAAUCGAUUUCACAAAAAACCGUUUGAGGUAUUAUCUCGUAUGAAAAAGUCAUUAUACCUGUAAAUAUAGACUCGUGGAAGUGUGAGAAAAUGGGAAAUGUGUAAAAUGGCCCCCAUUCGUAU